This is a messenger RNA of Labrus bergylta (ballan wrasse), 4909 nucleotides long. The record is from RefSeq and is a predicted model, not a curated record. Lineage: Eukaryota; Metazoa; Chordata; Actinopteri; Labriformes; Labridae.
UUAAAAAUUGGCUGCAGCCAGGUGCUGGUUGUGUGUGUGUGUGUGUGGUUGUGUGUGUGUGUGUGUGUUUGUGCUGGAGCAGCGGUGGAGAAGCAGAAGGGAGGACACUGAGGUUUUCACCCAGGCGGCGGCAGAAGAUGUGCAGUUGUUGGUUACGAGGCUAGAGGACACCUGGGAGGACAGGCUGUCUGUGGAUGUAUACCCGUAGAGAAAAGGACGGCUUUUCUUCAACAUCUGGACGAGCUGCCGAUGAGGGGGGGUGGUUGACAAGGAUUUGCGGCACUACCUCAACCUGCGCUUCUCUAAGGGCUCGGUGGACCACGACCACCAGCAGAUCAUCAGAGACAACCUCUACCUCCGCACUGUUCCCUGUACCACCAGGCAGCCCAAGGAGGGGGAGGUGCCGGGGGUGGACUACAACUUUGUGAGUGUGGAGCGUUUUAUGGAACUGGAGCAAAGUGGAGCCCUGCUAGAGAGUGGAACCUAUGAAGACAACUUCUACGGCACACCAAAACCUCCAGCGGAGCCGUCCCCCGCAGCACCUCCUCUGAAUGUAAGUGAGGCCUUGCUGCCUGGAGCCCGGCCCAGCGCCCAGGGCAAGAGGAAGAGGAACCAGUCAGUCAGCAACAUGGAGCAGCGUGCCAGCCUGGAGCCUCCCGAGGAGGAGGAAGAGGAGAGCCCGGUUGUCAAUGGCAACGGAGUGGCCAUCACCCCAGAGUCCAGUGAGCAUGAGGACAAGAGCACAGAUGCCUCUGGGGAGGUUGCUGUUGACGCCUCCAUUCAACCCCCACCCUCCACUGAGCCCCCCACAGAAGGAGAAGAGGCCCCAAAAUCUCCCUCUGAAUCCCCGGCCAAAGUCCCCGACGCAGAUGAAGAAGAACUGGGGCCUCUCCCUGACAACUGGGAAAUGGCAUACACUGAGAAGGGGGAGGUUUACUUCAUAGAUCACAACACCAAAACUACAUCGUGGCUGGAUCCUCGGCUCGCAAAGAAAGCAAAGCCGCCAGAAGAAUGCAGCGAAGACGAGCUGCCCUAUGGCUGGGAGAAGAUCGAUGACCCCAUCUACGGCAGCUACUAUGUAGAUCACAUAAAUCGAAGAACUCAGUUUGAGAAUCCAGUCCUGGAAGCCAAGAGGCGUCUGGAGCAGCAGAGACAGAUGCAGAGUCAGGGACUCUCUGCUCUGCCUCUGCCCACCAUAUACAGAGAGAAGCCAUUGUUUACGAGGGACCCGACCCAGCUGAAGGGCACCUUCCUGUCAACAGACCUGCAGAAGAGCAACAUGGGAUUUGGCUUCACGAUCAUAGGGGGCGAUGAGCCGGACGAGUUCCUGCAAGUGAAGAGUGUGAUACCUGAAGGACCUGCUGCUCAGGACGGAAAGAUGGACACAGGUGAUGUCAUCGUCUACAUCAACGACAUCUGCGUGCUGGGGACCACACACGCGGACGUCGUCAAGCUUUUCCAGUCCGUGCCCAUCGGUCAGAGUGUCACCCUCGUGCUCUGUCGGGGCUAUCCUCUGCCCUUUGACCCCGAGGACCCGAGCGGCGCGGCGAGCAGCUCCAUGACGCCCAUUGGCCUGGAGCAUCGCCCCCUAGUGGUGAACGGCCGCGGCAGUUACGACCCCUACUUGGAGUAUCUGUCGCUGAGCUCCCAGCUGCCUCCUCAGGCUCUGGCGCAGGCCUCGCACCCGGGGGACACACAUCUGGACGGCUCCUCGCUGCCACCCACCACACCCGGUUCGGCGUCGGCGCUCACACCUCAUGAGGACAACGUGUCGAUGGCGUCCUCGGGGACUGCGGGGAUUGCUGGGGCCACGGCACAAGCUGCAGAGCUCCUGACGGUUACUAUGGUGAAAGGAUCGGAGGGAUUUGGGUUCACUAUUGCAGACAGUCCCACCGGUCAGCGAGUGAAACAGGUGCUGGAGCCCGGCUCGCAGGGCGGGUCUGGGCUGAUAGAGGGAGACCUGAUCCUGGAGGUGAACCAGCAGCCAGUGGCUGCAGCGGGACAUGGGAGAGUGGUAGAGAUGCUCAAAGAGUGUCCUGUUGGGGCAGAGGCGACACUUCUCAUUCAGAGAGGAGGAACAGGUCACAUCUCUCCAUGGAAGACCUCCAAACAGUUGCCUGACCAGUGGGACCCACAUGGCAGCCCCCAAGCGAACCUGUCAGGCCCAGUCCUCCCACCAGGCACACCCUUCCCAAAUCAGCCACAGCACCGCACGUCUGUGCCCGACUCCACUGAGGGCUUUGACCUCAACAAACCCGACCCUUACGACCUGUACGAGAAGUCAAGGGCCAUUUACGAGAGCCGACGUCCAGAGUACGAAGAGGUGGAGGUGCAUCUGCUGAGGGAGAAGACCGGGUUUGGCUUCCGUAUCCUGGGGGGAGACGAGGCCGUGCAGGCUGUGAGUCCGGACGCCCGUGACAAGAUUGUUAUUGGUGCCAUAAUAGAGAACACUCCGGCUGAGCGUGACGGACGGCUUCGACCCGGGGACGAGCUCAUCUCUGUAGAUAAAAACGUGGUUGCUGGGAAACCACACAAAUACGUCAUAGACCUGAUGCACGCAGCUGCUCGCAACGGUCAAGUCAGCUUGACUGUGAGAAGGAGAGUGCAAAUGCCCGGUGAGCUGUGUCCUGUGAACGGUCGUAGUCCGGGCUCGGUGUCCACACAACACAGCUCUCCACGAAGUGACGCAGCCUCGGCUCUGGGCCCUUCGGCCCUCGCUAUCCCCUCUGCCACCUCUCCUCCAGAGGGCUCUGCCCUGCAAACCAGCGAUGUGGUUAUUCAUCGAAAGGAGAACGAGGGCUUUGGCUUCGUUAUCAUCAGCUCCCUGAACAGACCGGAAAAUGCCGCCGUCAUCACUGUGCCUCAUAAAAUAGGACGAAUCAUCGAGGGCAGCCCUGCGGACCGCUGUGGGAAGCUGAAGGUGGGCGACAGGAUCCUGGCUGUAAACGGACAGUCCAUCAUCAGCAUGCCGCACGCCGACAUAGUCAAGCUCAUUAAAGACGCUGGGCUAACAGUCACACUGCACAUCAUACCAGAGGAGGGUUCUCAUUCUGGCCCCAGCUCUGAGAAGCAGAGCCCCAUGACCCAGAAACAUAGCCCCCAGACCCAGCCCAGCCCUGUAGCCCAGCCUGGCAAAGGAGGCGCCCAGCCCGGCCAAACGGUAGCUCAGACCGGUCAAGCGUCCAUUCAGCCCGGCCAAAUACCAGCCCAGACGAGCCAAACAGCGACUGGCCCUCAUGCACCAGCAUCCUCCCAGAAUGCACCUGCUGGAACCCAGCAUAGCCCAGUGACCCAGGCAUCCGGACUCCCUCCUCAGCUCUACCUCCAUGAUGGCAGGUCAGAGGUCAAAGCCAGACAGGACGUCAAACCUGACUACCGCCAUCCUCCGUUCACUGAUUACAGGCAACCUCCGGUAGACUAUCGUCACCCACCGGUCGUUGACUACAGACAGCCCCCCACGCUGGACUACAGACACCCCCCUGGUCUGCUGGACUUCAGGCAGCACCCUGCCGCUGCACAGUUCCCUCUGGGGAUUCCUGCGGACUUCAGACUUCAGGACUACGAUUACUUCACAGUCGAGCUGGAGAAAAGUUCAAAGGGUUUUGGCUUCAGUAUCCGCGGCGGCAGAGAGUACAAGAUGGACCUGUUUGUGUUGCGGCUCGCUGAGGAUGGACCUGCCAUCCGUAAUGGAAGGAUGAGGGUAGGGGAUCAGAUCAUAGAGAUUAACGGAGACAGCACCCGGGACAUGACUCACGCCCGCGCCAUCGAACUCAUCAAAGCGGGAGGCCGGCGGGUGAGGCUGCUGCUGAAGCGAGGCACGGGACAGGUACCUGAAUAUGGAAUGGUACCUUCCAACCUCUCCAUGUGCAUGAAAGGUGACACACUAAGCUCCCCCUAUUUCUUCCUAAUGGGCCACUCUAAAGACACGGUUUGUGAAAAAAAACUGCACGUCUCUCUCUCAUCAUUCUGACCAUUAAUAUCUGUGAAGUGGAGCUGUGCUUUUUGGGCAAAUCAUGAUGCAUGGAUGCACGAUCACAAGUUUACUGACGCAUGGUUUAAAUAGCAGCUGUGUGUGUGUGUGUGUGUGUGUGUGUGUGUGUGUGUGUGUUUAUCAACAUGUGUUUGCUUGCGUGUUGUAGUAAGAGACCCUCCAGAUGGAACUAUCGUUGUGAAGUAGAUUGUGUGAAAUGGAUCUGCUGAGGAUCAGUCUGUCACACAAUCACUGAUGUGUUCAUUGUGUUCAAACACUGAACGACUCUUCAGGUGUGACAUGUUGGUGUUCAGGCCUUUACACGGUCGCAUGCAGGUUUGCCUGAUCAAAUAUAACGGAGUGGCUUUCAGAGGUGUCAAGUAACGAAGUACAAAUACUUGGUUACCUUACUUAAGUAGAAAUUAAAUCUAUACUUUACUGGAGUAAUUAUUUUUCAGCCGACUUUUUACUUCUACUCCUGACAUUUUAUAAAUGGCCUCGUUACUCCUGUUUCAUUUCGGCUUGUUUUCAUUCAGAAAAAUAAAAACCUAUCGAGAUAAAUCGCGCCAUCCGGAUAGAGUGAAUUUGAUUGUGGUUGGCAGGGUUCCCACUCGUCCUGGAAAAUCACCAAAAAUUAUUCCAACACUCCUACAGGGUUAAACAUUUUCACCGCCACGCGUUAUUAAAAGUAUUUGUUACAUUAAUCCACAUCGCAGAUUAAAUGGAAGUCUGUAGAUAAUGUUAUGGCUCCGCCUCCCCCUCGUGUCAAAAGUGGAUAUUUAUUUACAAUUUAGUUGAGAGGAUGGAGCGAAAAGAUCCUUCACAAAAAGAGAAAAUGAAACAUGAGUGGCAACGACAAUCAGGUAGACUUGAGUUUUCUCUUCAGUUUGAGGUCAGCACAUCAACAUACCUUUGUAGCUCACAGUGGGUGUGAGCCAG